CUGAAUCUUUUUGUUUCAGUGGAGACAAAAACACAGGCCACGCCCACAGAAGAAGCUAUCGAAGGAUCAGGUGACAUCCCCAGCCAUGAACAUGACCACGACGAAGAGGAAGAGUCCAUUAUGAAGAAGGUGGAGGAAAUUCUCAGUCACCUCAAUGAAUCCUUGUCCUCAAGCAAACCCCCUACAGAAGAGCCGACUGGUCCAAUCACGGAGCCGCCCAUGCCUUUACUGUCGCCGGAAGAGGAAGAAACACUUCGGAUCCUCAAUCACGGAACCCCUGCGAUCGAAGAACACACUGAGCACGACAUCAUAGAAGAGGAAAAAGAAGAAGCAGAUUCUCUACUUUCUGGUGGCGCUCUGUCCGUUGUGGAAAGAGCGAUCGACGUUUACGAUGAACACAUCAAAGAACACGAGAAAGAAGAAGACGAAGAGAUUCUCAAGGCCCGAGAAGAGAUCUACAACAGUGAAGAACAAGAAAAAGUAACGGAAGAAGAGGGUCACGAUCAUACCAAGGAGGCUGGAACUCCUGGAAGUAACAUCAUCACAGAGACUGGUUUGGAACUACCUGACGAAAUCUUAAAGGUGUUUGAAGAACACCAGCACGACGAAAGUGAAGAGGAAGUUGCAGAAAACGGAGUGUUUGAAGAAAGAAACAGGAUUUCUGAUGAAGACGUGAUGAGGAUGCUGCAGGAACUCGCCGCCGUUGAUGCCGCGUCUGAUAACAUCCUGGCCCUUCUCGGUGCUCUUGAGGAGCUCGCAGAGAAAGAGGUUGACCUUGACGCUGAGCAGCUUGACCUUGCUGCCACCAUCUUGGAAAGGAUCGUAAAGCUUGGUGGGAUCGACGCGGUGAUUGCUGGGAGACUGGUGAAGGUCAUUAGUUACCUGACGGGGCUGACCUUGGAGAAUAUGGUGGAAGCGGAGACAGAGUACCAAGCUUGUACAAGGAUUGUUAAGAGCGUUGACGUCAUGAACAUGCAAGUCGAGUCCAGCGCUCCUGACGAGAUGUUCGAGUCAAAUUACCUCGCCACCGGACUGGUCAACCUGGGUAACUCUUUUGAGGGAAUGUCAUUCGCAGACUACGGGGACGGACAGGUCCAGUUGUAUCAGGAGGACGGUAGUUCCCCGGACAGACACAGCUCCUACAUCCGGCUGCCGCCCAGCCUGCUGACCGGGAGGGAACUCCACAACAUCAGCCGGGUGCACUUCGCUGUCUACAGGGAGAGCAAUAUAUUCAAGGCUAUGCAGAAGGCGUCACCACACAUACAUCACUCACCAAUCAUAGAGGCGUACAUCACUGACUCCAAGGACAUCGACCAGGUCCUACGUGGUGACGUCAUUUCCGCUUCCGUCGGCAACCUUCAUCUCAGCGAGCUUCCGGAUCCGGCUAAGAUCGUGUUCUAUCACGAGGAGGAUAAUCUCAUUGGUGACAGGGAAUGCGUCUACUGGGAUUUCAAGCUCAAUGACGACAAAGGCGGCUGGUCAUCGGAGGGGUGUAACGUGUACUACGCCGCGGACACGCACACGGUUUGCCACUGUAACCAUCUCACCAACUUUGCUCUGCUCAUGGACGUGUACGGAUCAACAGCUAAACUGAGCGAGGGGAACCAGAAGGCGUUGUCCAUCAUCUCUCUGAUCGGCUGUGCCGUGUCGUCAGCAGGACUGCUGUUCGCGCUUAUAACGUUCCUACUCUUCAGAACCCUCCGCCGGGACAACCCUACUAAGAUCCUCAUCAACCUGUGUGUGGCUCUGCUACUGGUGAACUUGACCUUUGUGACCCUGUCUCACCCAGAACAAUUCCAUGCCGGCUUCAUGUGCAAAACUCACGCCAUGGUGAUGCACUACGCCCUGCUGGCCGCCAUCGCCUGGAUGGGGAUCGAGGCAGUGAACAUGUACCUCGCCUUCGUCAAGGUGUUCGACACCUACUACACAAACUUCGUUAUGAAGAUCUGUCUGGCAGGAUGGGGCACCCCUCUAGUGAUUGUUGCAGUGACCGCCGCUAUUGACAUUGACGUGUAUGGCUUCAAGGAUGGAAUCUGUUACCUGUCUGGUAUCGCGUUCUAUGCUGCGUUCGUGGCUCCGGUGUGCGUCGUUCUGAUCUUCAACACCACCAUGUAUGGACUGGUGCUCCGUCAUGUUGUCCGCAUGAGAGGAAAGGACGUGUACGGAUCAACAGCUAAACUGAGCGAGGGGAACCAGAAGGCGUUGUCCAUCAUCUCUCUGAUCGGCUGUGCCGUGUCGUCAGCAGGACUGCUGUUCGCGCUUAUAACGUUCCUACUCUUCAGUAACCUUAAUGCUGGCCUUUUCUCCCAAGGAUUCUUCAUCUUCGUGUUCCACUGCGUGCUGCGCAAGUCCGCCCGGAAGCGCUGGAUGGCGCUACUGCCCUGCUGGCCGGACGAGCAGCGGGACUUCUCCCGUUACCAUACCGGGAGCCGCGGCAGUAGUCAUCAGGGAAGCUACCAGCGCGCCGUGGCUAACCGCUCAGAACGCCCCGGCAGCGCUACGACCGUUCGCCGCCUGUCUGCCCUGACACUGAGCGGCGGCAGACCCUCCAUCUGCAGUACCGGUAGCAGGCCUUCCAUUUGCAGCGCCAACGGAGGGGAGGACAUCAAGCGCGUACCCAGGAAGUUCGUCAGCGUCAACGAAAAGGAGAAAGAGUUCAAGGAGGAAGACCAGACUGAGGGACAAGAUCAGGCGGACGGACGACAGACUCGUGGACAAGACAAGACUGACGGACAACAAUAAGAUCAACAAAUCUUGUUCUUUAGCAUAAGCUAACCCCAAUGAAAAGCGGCCUGCGGGCUAAUUUGAUUUCAAACAAAAUAAAAGAAAUCCCUAUUUAGCCUCUGGGAGGGGGGGGGGGUCGAUGACGGUUGCCAAUUUGGAAAAAGAAUAGCCGAAUUUUGCAGAA
Branchiostoma floridae (Florida lancelet) is the source of this 2908-nucleotide messenger RNA. Its product is annotated as adhesion G-protein coupled receptor G2-like. Gene Ontology annotation, biological process: cell surface receptor signaling pathway; adenylate cyclase-activating G protein-coupled receptor signaling pathway. The transcript has 15 exons. The record is from RefSeq and is a predicted model, not a curated record. NCBI's taxonomy places the organism in Eukaryota, Metazoa, Chordata, Leptocardii, Amphioxiformes, Branchiostomatidae. Gene Ontology annotation, molecular function: G protein-coupled receptor activity. Gene Ontology annotation, cellular component: membrane. The coding region runs from base 121 to 2742 and encodes 873 amino acids.